Messenger RNA from Electrophorus electricus (electric eel), 3493 nucleotides. RefSeq names its product mannosidase, alpha, class 2B, member 1 (gene man2b1). Gene Ontology annotation, cellular component: lysosome. NCBI's taxonomy places the organism in Eukaryota, Metazoa, Chordata, Actinopteri, Gymnotiformes, Gymnotidae. Gene Ontology annotation, biological process: mannose metabolic process. The record is from RefSeq and is a predicted model, not a curated record. Gene Ontology annotation, molecular function: carbohydrate binding; alpha-mannosidase activity.
CAAAGAUGGCGGUGCGCGCGGUGUUGUGCGUGCUCCUCGGUCUGCACUGCUCCGUCUUCUGCUCGCCCGUUCCGCGGGUUUCGGUGUGCGGCUACGAGUCAUGUCCGGCGACGAAACCCAAGAUGCUAAAUGUUCAUCUGGUCCCUCACACACACGACGAUGUUGGCUGGCUGAAAACUGUGGACCAGUACUACUACGGAGGCCGUAAUGAUAUCCAACACGCGGGGGUGCAGUACAUCCUGGACUCUGUGGUGGCAGCGUUGCAGAAGGAUCCGGCACGCAGGUUCAUCUACGUGGAGACAGCGUUCUUCUACCGCUGGUGGAAGCAGCAGAACCCGAGCACGCGACGCGUCGUCACCCAGCUGGUGGAGCAGGGGCGCCUGGAGUUCAUCAACGGCGGCUGGUGCAUGAGCGACGAGGCCACUACCCACUAUAGCGCCGUGAUCGACCAGAUGACUCUGGGCCUGCGAUUCCUCAACGACACCUUUGGCGAGUGUGGCCGGCCGCGCGUGGCCUGGCACAUCGACCCGUUUGGCCACGCCCGCGAGCACGCCUCCUUGUUUGCCCAGAUGGGCUUUGAUGGGUUCUUCUUCGGCCGGUUGGACUACCAGGACAAGGCACGGAGGAUGAAGGCAAGAGAGAUGGAGAUGGUGUGGAGGGCCAGUCAGAGUCUUAAGCCCCCUGCUGCUGACCUUUUUACAGGUGUGCUCCCCAAUGGCUACAACCCCCCGCCGGGAUUCUGCUGGGACCAGUCCUGCUCUGACGCCCCGGUCCAGGAUGACCCCGACCUCGAUGACUACAACGUGGACAUGCUAGUCGCUACGUUUCUAAACAUCGCCAGUGCACAGGCUCAAGUGUACAAGACCAACCACAUCGUCAUGACCAUGGGCUCCGAUUUCCAGUACGAGAACGCUAAUCUUUGGUAUAAGAACAUGGACAAGCUCAUCCGCUACGUUAACGCACAGCAGGCCAAUGGCAGCGUCGUGAACGUGCUCUAUUCUACCCCCUCCUGUUACCUGCAGGAACUACACCUGGCCAACCUCACCUGGCCUUUAAAAACAGAUGACUUCUUCCCGUAUGCUGACGAUGCCCAUGAUUUCUGGACGGGCUACUUCACCAGCCGCCCAGCGCUGAAGCGCUACGAGAGGCUGAGUAACAGCUUACUGCAGACCUGUAACCAGCUGGAGGUGCUGGGUGGAGCCAAGUCCAGGAGUGGCCCGUUUGGAGAAGGGCACAGCGACACCAUGAAGAGAGCAAUGGCGGUGGCGCAACAUCACGAUGCAGUUUCUGGCACCGAGAGGCAGCACGUUGCCUACGACUACGCCAAGAGGCUGGCGACAGGCUGGGCCCACUGCCAGGUGCUGGUCCGUAACUCUCUGGCUGUGCUCAGCGGUUCGGACGUCCCGCGGGUUUUCUGCGAGAACCUCAACAUCAGUGUGUGUCCCCUCACUGAGGGCAGCAAGAAGUUCUCUAUGAACGUGUAUAACCCCCUGGCUCGUGUGGUUACGUGGUCUGUUCGCCUGCCUGUCAACGGCACUUCAUACAGCGUUACGGACUCGAAUGGGAAAGAGAUGGACAGUCAGGUGAUACCUGUAUCUAAGGCAACCCAAGACCUGCGCAGGGACAGGGGCUAUGCUAAGUAUGAGCUGGUGUUCGAGGUGCAGGCUCCGCCCAUGGGCUACACCACCUACUCCGUCACCCUGCUGAAGGCUCAUCCUGCCCGCGCCCCCACCACACCCAAAGCCCCCGCCUCCAUGCAGAACAAGUACCUGAAGGUGACCUUCGACCCUGCCACGGGCCUUCUGAGUGGACUGACCAACCUGGAAACACAGCAGAGCAUCCAGCUCACCCAAAACUUCUACUGGUACAACGCCAGCGGUGGUGACGCAGAGAGCAGGCAGGCAUCAGGGGCAUACAUCUUCAGACCGAACUCCUCCACUCCCAUCUCCAUCAACCAGAACCCCAACAUCUCCACUCUGCAGAACUCUGUGGUGCAGGAGGUAAGGCAGCAGUUCAGUCCAUGGGUGUCUCAAGUGGUGCGUCUGUACAAUGGCAGCAGAGAGUUGGAAUUGGAGUGGACUGUUGGACCUGUACCUGUAGCUGACGGUUUGGGGAAGGAGGUCAUCACGCGACUGGACAGCAACAUCAGCUCAGCUGGAUACUUCUACACCGACUCCAACGGCAGGGAGGUCAUGGAGAGACGGAAAGAUUACCGGCCCACCUGGGACUUGAAACAAACCGAGCCGAUUGCGGGGAACUAUUAUCCAAUCAACUCUCGUGCUUUCAUAAAGGAUGGGAGGAAUCAGAUGACGGUGGUGACGGACAGGUCACAGGGCGUCAGCAGCAUCUAUAACGGGUCACUGGAGAUCAUGCUACACAGGCGUCUGUUGCAUGACGACGUGCGCGGGGUCGAGGAGCCUCUCUCCGAACCGGGCGAAUUCGCCGAUGGCCUCGUGGUCCGCGGGCGUCUGCUGGUGAUGCUCACUCCGCCAGAGACUGCCGCCGACAUGCACAGACCCCUCGCCCAGGGCAUGGUGCUACAACCAAUGCUGUCCUUCCAGGAGGGGGCGCUACCUCGCAACGCCAAGCUGGAGUUUUCAGGCCUGCAGGCUGCGCUGCCCCCUGCUGUUCACCUGCUGACAGUGUCUCAAUGGAGCAAUGACUCUGUCCUGCUCAGACUGGAGCACCAGUAUGAGAGUUCAGAGAGCAAAACCUACUCGCUGCCGGUUACAGUGAACCUGCAGAAGUUGUUUUCCACCUUGGAGAUAGUGGGGGUGUCGGAGAUGAGUCUGGGAGCGAAUCAGUGGAAGGAGGAUAUGAAGCGGCUGCAGUGGAAGCCCAGCACGGGUGAUGAUAUGAAACCAGUGGGAGGUGGCCUGGGAGACCCCACCCCCUGGGAAAUCACUCUGCAGCCAAUGGAGAUUCGCACCUUCCUGCUGCGUGUGCAGCGUAGAUAGCCAAUCACUGUUCGCAAACUCGGCAACAGCCAGUGAUGCAGCUGUACUGACCAAGCAGCAGGGGGGCAGGAUGUGUUCAUCAUGGAAUUGAGCUCAUGACCUACUGGCUCAAUCAUGGACACUAUACAUUUUGCUUCUAUAGAAACAGGAAGCUUUGUUUGCACAUCAAUGUUGUUUAUACUUAAUUCCACUUAAUGUAAUUUCUUCAUUUAUCAGCUGGACCCAAUUUUCCCUUUGGGGUUUCAGGCCAAGGUGUCCUAUGAAGAGGGGGGGGGGGGGAAUAAAUAAAUAAACAAACAAACAGUGGGGUGUUUGUGUUGCUAAUGCAACAUCAGUCCUCCCCGGGGUCACUGUAGGACGUGACUAGGGCCAUGUUUAUGCCGACUGGUCUCAACUCUGAGUGAGAUUGUGCAGAUAUAUUUUGGUAUGUGUUAGUAUUUUGCCUUUGUUUGUUUAUGAACAAGCAAGUGACUUUUUUUUUAAAUUAUCAAAUGGCUUUACAAAAAUGAGCAGCUCAUUAAACACUUCUUGUGCUC